AUGGCUACCGUUGUAGACAAGACGGCUGAUGGAAUCAUCUAUCGUUCCGAGAAAAGCUACCCGAUACCUGACCUCGAUGUACUAACGCUUCUAUUCGACUCCGAACACAGCCUAGCCAAACCAAACACCCCCCUCCACGUCUCAGCCGCAGACCCAAGUCUAAUCCUAACCACAUCGCGCGCCCGCCACCUAACCCAAGCCACCUCAGCCGCCCUCCGCAAGCACUUUGGUAUCGGCGCCCAUGGCCCAGGAAAAGACGUGUGCUCCAUUAUCUCAACAGGGCACUACCUCCUCCCUGUUCUCGCGUAUGGAAUCAUCGGCGCAGGCGGUAUCUUCUCCGCUGCCUCCGCGGCAAGCACAGCCAGCGAACUAGCAAAGCAACUACAAGGUGCCAGCUCGAAGAUUCUCAUCACCUGUCAAGCUACCCUGGAGACUUCGAUCAGAGCUGCAGAGGAUGCCGGGUGGGGUCAGGGUGGAGGCGGGCGCGUACUGCUUAUGAGUGAGGGGAGGGAGUGGACGUUGAAGGUUGUUGGUGAAGAUGGGAGGCCCGGGAAGGAUAUCGUUGAUGAAGGAGAUUUGCUGCCGUGGACGCGGAUUACGGAUAGGAAAGAGUUGGAAGAGAGCCUGAUAGUACUGAUUUAUAGCUCUGGGACCACUGGAUUACCUAAGGGAGUAAAGCUUUCGCACCGGAAUGUUGUGAGCCAGACUGUUAGUACGGGGGAUAUGAUGAAAGCGUGGGUGAAAGAGAAACGUCCGGGUUUUGAAUACCGGACAAUCGCCCACCUCCCCACCGCCCACAUAGCCGGCGUACAAGGCUACCUCAUAAACCCCUUCUACCUGGCCGGAACCGUAUACUGGAUGCCCCGCUUCGACUUCCCAUCCUUCCUCACCUACAACGCCCGCUACCACAUAACCUUCUUCUUCACCGUUCCCCCCAUCCUUUUGCUAAUCGCCAAAUCCCCCUUGGCAACCACGCAAUUCGCAUCCCUAGAAUUCUGUGUCUCGGGAGCCGCGCCACUAGGAAGAGACCUUCAGAAUGGUAUGUUCUAUAUCGUGGAUAGGAAGAAGGAGUUGAUAAAGUACAAGGGGUUACAGGUCGCGCCUGCGGAGUUGGAAGCCAUGCUGCUCAGUCAUCCGCUCGUGCUGGAUGCUGCGGUUAUUGGUGUGUUGACGGAUGAUGGGACGAAUGAGGUGCCGAGAGCAUACGUUGUCGCUGAUAAGAGUAAGAUUGGAGAGAAAGAUAUUAUUGAAUUUGUCAAGGGGAAGGUUGCUGGGCAUAAACAGUUAAGGGGAGGUCAACAAAACCAAAGGAUCCAGGACAUCCUCCCAACCCUUCAGAACGAGGCAGAUCAAAUCGACCAGAUUGCAAAGAUAAGAGGAUGGUUCCGUCCCAAAGAAGACAGCGCGUACUACCCAUUGAUUCAAGACUACCUCGAUGAGAAGAUCGACGUGAAAGAAGCGACGGCGCGCAUCCUCGGACCGAUUGAUGAAAAGAUCAAGGAGUCCAAACUCGACGACGUCGACUUCAUGGACCUAUGGACCAGCAUCAUUCACUCAGCAAGACGAUCAACAUUCCGCGACGGCGCCCGAACGCAGCACCACCAACUCAUCGAGUUACUCGCCGCAUUCAAGGAGCACUCAAUACCGGACAACAAGGAGUAUGACUACCUCUACAAGGAAAUGACCGACUUUGGCAUGGCCUGUCGUGAGGCCUUCAACGACGCGCCGGCCGCUCACGAAGGCUUCAUCGAGACGGAGGUGCAAGCUUGGACGAACAUGAACUACUUCUACGCCUUUGUAGCAAGGGAACAUAUCUACGAUCUCUCCAUGUACGCCAUCUUCGCGCUACGGGAAGCUCUCGAGACACCUCCCAUCGACGAACCCAUGUCGACGGCCAACCAAAAAUACGACGCAAACGUUCCCGCAGCUGCAGCUUGGAUAAUAGCCUACGGCCACGACCUCUUCCGCAUGGAAAAAGAUCUCACGCCCACCGAUAAAAAGCAAGGCAACCCUGGACGCGGCGGCGAACUCUGGAAGGGCAAAAGCGAGUUCAGCAAAGAAAGAUGGGCGCUCUGGAAAGAACGGUUCGCAGCGAUUGCGGAGAUGGAGGGUGUCAAGGAACGAACGAGGCUCGAUGCCAAGGAUGCGAUAGAGGCCAUGGAGAGGAGCCAGACGUAUGAGCUCAUGAGGUAA
Messenger RNA from Alternaria infectoria, 2193 nucleotides. RefSeq lists its product as uncharacterized. The transcript is spliced from 6 exons. Gene Ontology annotation, molecular function: CoA-ligase activity. The record is from RefSeq and is a predicted model, not a curated record. Gene Ontology annotation, biological process: secondary metabolic process. NCBI's taxonomy places the organism in Eukaryota, Fungi, Ascomycota, Dothideomycetes, Pleosporales, Pleosporaceae. Bases 1 to 2193 code for a protein of 730 amino acids.